This is a messenger RNA of Puntigrus tetrazona (Sumatra barb), 1385 nucleotides long. It is a transcript of the gene blzf1, whose product is annotated as basic leucine zipper nuclear factor 1. The coding region runs from base 126 to 1286 and encodes 386 amino acids. Gene Ontology annotation, cellular component: Golgi membrane. Lineage: Eukaryota; Metazoa; Chordata; Actinopteri; Cypriniformes; Cyprinidae. The transcript has 7 exons. Gene Ontology annotation, biological process: Golgi to plasma membrane protein transport; Golgi organization. The record is from RefSeq and is a predicted model, not a curated record.
GGGUCCCCGGAAACACGCGCCGAACUCAUUAGUUCCGCCUCGCGUCACUUCCGCCGCCAUCAGCUGUUUCCGCUUUCAUCAUGGAGACCGUGAGCUCGACGCUCUGAGGCAGACGGCCCUCAGUCAUGUCCACGGCAGUGAUCAUCAAAGAUGUGUCCGCGGUGGCCGUCCGCGGCCCCGGCGAUGGCAUGGAGACGGACAAGCCCCCGGUGGCCCCUGAGCUCUCGGCAGGGGCCCCGCUCCUGAAAGCGAUGGGCUCUCCGAAGCCCAGUCCGAGAGCGCCGGCGGGAGUCCUGCACCUGGGCAAGGUGAGCCGAGACGCUUGCACUGAGCUGGAGGCCGUGAGGAUCGUGGUCCCGAGGGCCGCUAUCAGCCGGAGCCCGCGCCCGGGGCCCCACGCCGAGGACAGAGGGUCCCCGCAGCACCGGGACGAGCGUCCCCCGUCACCCUCGGCCGAGCCGCUGGACUUCAGGAGCGCUCUGGACAAGCUGCAGAACUCGGAGCGCCGCCUGCUGCAGGACAAAGAGGGGCUGAGCAACCAGCUGAGGGUCCAGACCGAGGUGAACCGUGAGUUGAAGAAGCUGCUGGUGGCGUCUGUAGGCGAUGAUCUUCAGUAUCACUUCGAGCGUCUGGCGCGAGAGAAGAACCACCUGAUCCUGGAGAACGAGGCUUUGGGGCGGAGCCUGUCUCACACGGCCGAGCAGCUGGAGCGGAUGAGCAUCCAGUGUGACGUCUGGAGGAGCAAGUUCCUCGCCAGCCGCGUGAUGGCGGAGGAACUGACCAAUGCCAGAGCGGCUCUCCAGCGGCAGACCCGAGACGCUCAGUGUGCCAUUCAGGAUCUGCUUCGAGAGAGAGACGAGUUCUCCAGAGACAUGAUGCACACACACAGGUCUCUGGAGCAGCUGCUGGUGUCUCUGCAGUGGGGUCGGCAGCAGACAUACUACCCCAGCGCCCUGCCCCUCAGCACCGGAGAGCUGGCCACAGCCAAUCACAAGCUGGCAGACGCCAUCAACUCACACCUGCUGGGGAACGUGAAGAAGAGCCCUGGGUCGGAGCGGAGCGAGCUCUGCAACACGCCGGCCGAGAAGAUGGCCGAGAAGGUGCUGAGGAGUCUGGAUCCGAUCUCUUGCUCUGAGAAGGAGCCGGAUCCGUCCGAGUCCGAUCCGCUUCAGUCCUCGUUCCUGCCCAGUAAGAAGAGCAUCGGACGCUUCCAUCCCUACACACGCUACGAGAACAUCACCUUCAACUGCUGCGAGCGCUGCCGAGGGGAGAUCGUCGUCCUCUAGAGAGAGAGUGUGUGUGUGUGUGUGUGAGAGAGAGAGAGAUAGAGAGAGAGAGAGAGUGUGUGUGUGUGUGUGUGUGUGAGAGAGAGAGAGAUAGAGAGA